ACAGCGCUCUCAGACCUCGUCAGCUGUGUGUCUCUCUUGUCUGUGCUGCUCCUUCUUCUGGCCUGAGAACUGGAAACAUGCUGUCCUUCGCUCUGAGACAACUCACACGGCCACUGUGCCAGAGAGCCCCAGUUCGUCUCAGUGUACGUGGGCAACAGUCUCAUGCUGCUACACGUACAGUGGAUGAAGACCGUCCUUGGACAGGCCAGGAGAGCCUGGCUCAGGACGACCCCGAGAUGUGGGAUCUGCUGCUGAAAGAGAAGGACAGGCAGUGCCGUGGCUUAGAACUAAUUGCAUCUGAGAAUUUCUGCAGUCGAGCAGCUCUGGAAGCUCAGGGCUCCUGUUUGAACAACAAAUACUCUGAGGGCUACCCAGGGAGAAGAUACUACGGUGGAGCAGAAGUGGUUGACCAAAUUGAGCUCCUGUGUCAGAAGCGAGCCUUGGAGGCUUUUGACCUUGACCCAGCUCUGUGGGGCGUCAAUGUCCAGCCUUACUCUGGCUCACCUGCCAACUUUGCUGUUUACACCGCUGUGCUCAACCCCCACGACCGCAUCAUGGGCCUGGACCUGCCCGACGGAGGACAUCUGACCCAUGGCUACAUGUCUGAUGUAAAGAGGAUCUCGGCAACCUCGAUCUAUUUUGAGUCCAUGCCCUACAAACUAAAUACUGCAACAGGACUCAUAGACUACGACCAGAUGGAGAUGACGGCCAAGCUGUUCCGGCCCAAGCUCAUCAUUGCUGGCACCAGCGCCUAUGCCCGCCUCAUUGACUACGGCCGCGUCAAGAAGCUGUGCACUGACAUUAAGGCCUACAUGCUCGCUGACAUGGCCCAUAUCAGUGGCCUGGUGGCAGCCCAAGCCAUCCCCUCUCCCUUUGAACACGCUGACCUGGUCACCUCUACCACGCACAAAUCGCUCCGAGGAGCCAGGGCUGGCCUCAUCUUCUACCGUAAGGGUGUUCGCUCAGUGGACAAGAAGGGGAAGGAGAUCAUGUACGACCUCGAAGACAAGGUCAACUUCUCUGUCUUCCCCUCUCUGCAGGGUGGACCUCAUAACCAUGCCAUCGCUGGUGUGGCUGUAGCACUCAGACAGGCACAGUCUCCCAUGUUCAAGGAGUAUAUCAACCAGGUACUAAAGAAUGCCAGGGCUAUGGCUGCAGCUCUUCUCAGUAAAGGCUACACCUUGGUAUCAGGUGGAACCGACAACCACCUGGUCCUGGUGGACCUGCGGCCUAAGGGCAUUGAUGGAGCUCGAGCUGAAAGGGUGCUGGAGCUUGUGUCAAUCACUGCCAAUAAGAACACCUGCCCUGGGGACAAGAGCGCCCUGACUCCAGGUGGCCUCAGGCUAGGUGCUCCAGCCCUGACCUCCAGACAGUUCAAAGAAGCAGACUUUGUGCAAGUUGUUGAGUUCAUGGAUGAGGGCUUCAAGAUUGCCUUGGAUGUCAAGAAAAAGACAGCAAAGCUCCAGGACUUCAAGAACUUCCUUCUUCAGGACCCAGAGACUGUUGCUCGCAUCGCUGAACUUCGGCACAGAGUUGAAGCUUAUGCCAGGCCCUUUCCUAUGCCAGGCUUCCAUGAUCAUUAAGCCAGUCAGUAUGGAGUCAGGGGGCUGAAAGCCAGGUGGUAGAAAGCCGGCUAGCAGAAGUGUGUAAGGAGAGGGAAAAAAUCUCAUGUGGUUGGUGCCUGUACAUUGGGAUAUAUCUUGAGUUCCCUUUUUUCCAAUCAGAUCUGGGAAACUACAUUUUUUCUACUUCUUUGCAAUCAUCAGUCAAUAUAUUCUUGUAAAAACAGGCCUCCAUAUUGAGGUAAAGAAACAAUGAAAUAUGAUACAGUUUUUCUUUAGAGCCGAAGAUCUUAUUUUCUAUCGUAUGUGUAAAGAUAUACCAUUUCUUUAAUGUGGGUGUGUGGGAGGAAGAAAUAACUCGUCAAAUGUAACACCACCAACUGUCAUUGGUGUCACAGACUGUGUGAUUUGAUUGAUGUAUAAUUAGUUAUUAUAAUAAGUUACGCUGAAGAGUCUUAAUGCUGUAAAGAGUCUUAACUAAAGUCACUAAUGGAGAUUAUUAUAUUCACAUGAAGAUGUGUGCAUGAUAGUUUUUCUACUUACAUUCUCUGUUUAUGAAACCAGGUACACAAGGAAACUUCAUGAUGUGAAGGGUUGUUCUGACAGUGUUGUGGGGGGAAUUUUGUUGAACAUCAGAAAUUCACUCAAAAUGUAAUUUCUGAAAGUUAACCUCUUUAACUUUGUAUAGAUUUGUGGAGCUUAUCUCCAAAGGGUAAGGGUCCAAGUCUGAUUAUACAAGUAAUCUCAACAUCUUUUGAUAUACUAUAGUCUAAUAUAGCAACACUAUAAACUGUGGUCACAUAAAUUGUUUAAAAACACAUUUCACACCGUGUAUAAACAAGAACCAAAUAUCUUCAGCUUCAUUCAAUAUAAUAUGCCUAACCCAUGUGAAAAUCUAGCUAUGUUGUCUUUUGACACUAUUGUGAUUGCAUCAUCCUUUUUUCUUCCAGUAUAUCAUAGAUGUCUGAUUUUAAUUGCUCUGUAUUUUGUUAUGACAGAUGAAUAACCAACUGGAUUGAUAUCAGAAAUAUCAGCUUGGAUGAUUUCAUACUUCACUUUAUGUGUGUUUACAAAGAGUAUAUACUUUUCUAUAUAUUAUUUAAAAAGAGUUAACUAUGUAACUGCCAUCAUUUUACAUGUUAAGGUGUCCAAUACUAGUAUCAAUAUAAUAUAUUGCUCUGGAAGAAAGAUGAUUUGAAUUGCAGUCUGUCUGAUUUAAGUGUCAUUUAUUUCACCCAAGUGUUCAGUGAUGGAAACUGUGAAGCAGCUAGAUUUGAUAAAACAUUUUCACUGCAUUUUGUUGUGUACCUGGUUCACCAAUUGGUACUGUUGUCAUUAUCACUGCAUCAGUGAGGAAGAUUUCUGUUUGUGAAAUGGUCUUGCAGCACAAUGGAGAAAAAGGAUGUUAGAAAUGGUGUGAUACUUUAUUACUUUGCACAGAACAUUGCUUCUAAAGUAAGUUUUUUGACAGCCAAUAAAGUAGACUUUGCUAAAAUAAACCAUUAAGUAUUUUACCAGUGUUCAUAAAUCCACUGUCUGUCUGUUUUCAUCUCUGAUAUGUUGCCAGCUAUUGUACAUCAAGUUUGAACUAACUGUCUUUUACAUAACAUUUUUAUUUUACUAGCUGAAUCCUAAUAAAAUCCAUUAAUUUA
Messenger RNA from Seriola dumerili (greater amberjack), 3214 nucleotides. RefSeq names its product serine hydroxymethyltransferase 2 (gene shmt2). Gene Ontology annotation, biological process: purine nucleobase biosynthetic process; protein homotetramerization; folic acid metabolic process. The coding region runs from base 78 to 1583 and encodes 501 amino acids. The transcript has 12 exons. Gene Ontology annotation, cellular component: nucleus; cytosol; cytoplasm. The record is from RefSeq and is a predicted model, not a curated record. Gene Ontology annotation, molecular function: pyridoxal phosphate binding; mRNA regulatory element binding translation repressor activity; protein homodimerization activity. Lineage: Eukaryota; Metazoa; Chordata; Actinopteri; Carangiformes; Carangidae.